AUGUCUGAAUCCGGUUUCCAGGACGCUCCUGCUGAGGAGUUUGGCCAGAUUCCUGCCAACCCUGCCAGUGCACCCAACCCCGAGGAUGCUCUCGCCGCCCGCGAGCACGGCUGGGGUGAGGACGAGAAGCUUGACUACGAUGCUUUCAAUGCCCCUACUUCAGACUCUAACCCCGCUUGGGCCAGCUCCGCUCAGGUUUACGAGUGGUCUGGUGAGGAGGGAGAUGUCGGUGCUCCCGACCCUGAGCUCGAGGAACAGCUUUUCCGCAACGGUCAGAGCAAGGCCGGUACAUCCCUUGACCACAUCUUGAACUUCUCGGCUACCCUUGAGGGACCCAAGCAAUUCGCACCUAUUGGCAGUUUUGAUACCGCCGGUCUUCACCCUCAAGUUCUCGCCAACGUCCAGCUCUGCAACUACGACCGCAUCACUGUCAUCCAAGGUUACUGCAUUCCCAUCAUCCUUGCUGGCCACGAUCUUGUCGCUGUCGCCCAGACUGGCUCUGGCAAGACUGCCGCUUAUCUGAUCCCUAUCAUCUCCAAGUUGAUGGGCAAGGUCCGCAAGCUGCAAGGCCCUCGUCCCGCCAUGAAGGGAGCUCGCGUCCGCGCCGAGCCUCUUGUUGUCAUCGUGGUUCCUACCCGUGAGCUUGCUCAACAGAUCUUUGACGAGGCCCGCCGUCUUUGUUACCGUUCCAUGUUGCGCCCUGUGUGCGCCUACGGUGGUAUCCCCAUGAGCAGCAAUCUUCAAGAGCUCGCCAAGGGCUGCGACCUUCUCAUCGGUACUCCUGGUCGUCUCCAGGAUCUGAUGGACAAGCCUGACAUCCUGAGCAUGAAGCGUGUCAAGUUCACAGUCAUCGACGAGGCCGAUGAGAUGCUUCAGGGUGACUGGGAAGACGAGAUGAACAAGAUCAUGGGUGGUGGCGACAUGAACGAGGACCCCGAUCACGCCUACCUCAUGUUCUCGGCCACCUUCCCCAAGGAGUCUCGCGCCAUCGCUCGCACCUACAUGGACGCCGACUUCAUGCGUGUCCGCAUCGGUCGCGCCGGCUCUACUCACAAGAACGUCACCCAGGACGUUGUGUUCGCUGAGCGCCAUUCGAAGAAGCAGGCUCUCUACGACCUCUUGAUGGCUAGACCUCCCUGCCGCACUCUCGUCUUCUGCAACAGCAAGCCUGGUGUGGAGGAAGUCGACGAUUACCUCUACAACCGUCAACUCCCCACCGUCUUCAUGCACGGCGGCCGUUCCCAGCUUGAGCGUGAGGACGCUAUGCGUCGUUUCAAGGGAGAGAAGCCCCACAUCCUCAUCGCCACCAACAUCUUUGGCCGCGGUAUCGAUGUUCCUCAGGUCAACCACGUCAUCAACUACGACUUGCCCGGCACGGAGUAUGGCGGCAUCUCUGAGUACAUCCACCGCAUCGGACGUACUGGUCGUAUCGGCCACAAGGGUCACGCUACUUCGUUCUACAACGAGCGCAACGAGGACAUCGCCCCGGCUCUUGUCAACAUCCUUCUCGAGACCGAGCAGGAGGUCCCUGACUUCCUCCAGGACUUCAAGCCCGAGAACGGUCAGGCUGAGUUCGAGGACGAUGUGACUGACAACGAGGAGGAGGCCUCCGAGCCUGGCUACGUUACCGCUGCUGGUGAGGCCGAGGCUCCCGCUGAGGCUGCUACUGGCGGUGGCUGGGGCACUGAUGCUUCCACCCCUGCCGUCGCCGCCGACGCUGGUUGGGGCGCUGCCACUGAGCCUGUUACCGCCUCUUGGUAA
Aureobasidium pullulans EXF-150 is the source of this 1761-nucleotide messenger RNA. RefSeq names its product DEAD/DEAH box RNA helicase. Gene Ontology annotation, cellular component: nucleus. The record is from RefSeq and is a predicted model, not a curated record. NCBI's taxonomy places the organism in Eukaryota, Fungi, Ascomycota, Dothideomycetes, Dothideales, Saccotheciaceae. Gene Ontology annotation, molecular function: RNA helicase activity; RNA binding; ATP binding. The coding region runs from base 1 to 1761 and encodes 586 amino acids. The transcript is spliced from 3 exons.